Molecule: messenger RNA, 1275 nt
Organism: Sordaria macrospora k-hell
Lineage: Eukaryota; Fungi; Ascomycota; Sordariomycetes; Sordariales; Sordariaceae
Source: RefSeq, a predicted model, not a curated record
AUGGCCGUAAUAAUGUCAUUAGUACCCACGAGUACGGCGGUACCAAUGCCAAGCGGAGUACCUCUACCCUCGAGCACAUCAGCAUCACCGGCAUUCAUCAUCUCGGCGGCAGCACUACGACGUCAAGAUGGUGGGACUAACAUCCCAAUAGUAACCAGCAUCUGCGGCUAUGCCGUCGCCCAGGAUGCCUCUCUGAAGUCCAUAAUGGCUCCGAACGGUAUGGUGUGUGCCAUGGAUCCACCGAACCAGCUGUUUGGCUUUUGCCCGAGACAGUUCUCUAUCAAAAACGAACGGGAUAUAGUCACGAACUGUGAAUGGAACGCCUGGUGUAUCGAUGCUUACGAUUGUAGUGACGGCUGCGGUGCUGAAAGCGCACGUUCUCAGUUUGGCACAACGAGAUGUAAUGCCGCAUCUCGUCCGUUCUGUCAACUCACUCGUCUAGGGAAGACCCAUACAGAUGAAACAGAUGCAUAUUGGAGCGUCGGUUGCGGAAGCAAUCACUAUAAAAUCCACGACUACCUGUUGGACCAGAAGGCCGCUCUCGCGCCUUCAACGCCCGCUUCCACCACCGAAGAUGACAACUUCACUGCGCCCCAAACGGUGCAGGCUCCCCUGGCAACAACCUCGUCAUCACAGCCCGUAACACCCACCUCUUCGGGGCCACCACUAGCACUCCUGACUGCUAAUUUCUCGUCCCGCUCUUCCUCUUCGGGUGCCAGCGCCAGUGCUAUCCCAUCCACCUCCUCUUCCACCACUUCCCCAGCCCCACAGCCAUUCUAUACACUCACCUAUACCUCAGCAGACGAUAAAGAAGAAGAAGCCCAGAAGAAAGGAACCGCCAGGCCCGCCAUCCUCGGCUCCGCCAUCGGGAGUCUGGCAAUUAUCUACAUCCUCCUCUUCACCUGGUGGCAUCGCGGGCCUCGGAGGCGCAAGCGAGAGCGGCAGCGGGAGGCGAAGGAAGCAGCCGAGAGGGUGGUGAGGGAACAGGGGCUUUUGCGGCUACGAAACGAAUUUAAAGCAAGUGGACCUGAUGGAAUAGGGUUUGAGGAUUCUCUUCACAAGCCUCAGGUCAUUUAUGUACCUCAGCAGCAGCAACAGCAGCAGGAAAUCCACGAACUCGGCUUUGGAACAAUGACGAACCCCAAAACGCCGAGGCUUCCAGAGAUGUCCAACGAUCCACCAACUCCAAAGGAGCUCGACCGCGAGAAGCGCAAGUGCUGGCAGUUCAUUCCGCCAGUCAAGAGCCACCAAUACCAGUACCAGUACCACCAAUAA